This is a messenger RNA of Archocentrus centrarchus (flier cichlid), 1494 nucleotides long. RefSeq names its product prostaglandin reductase 1-like. Gene Ontology annotation, biological process: prostaglandin metabolic process. The coding region runs from base 175 to 1164 and encodes 329 amino acids. Gene Ontology annotation, molecular function: 15-oxoprostaglandin 13-reductase [NAD(P)+] activity; 2-alkenal reductase [NAD(P)H] activity. Lineage: Eukaryota; Metazoa; Chordata; Actinopteri; Cichliformes; Cichlidae. Gene Ontology annotation, cellular component: cytoplasm. The record is from RefSeq and is a predicted model, not a curated record. The transcript is spliced from 9 exons.
ACAGUCUCUCCUCGCCUGCGCUUCACCUCCGUCACUGCACAACUUCACAGAUUACUUUGAGAGCGAGAAAAGUAGAGAGGUGGUAGGUCCUUCAGAUAAAGAGCACAGAGCUGUUCACAAACUUAAGGGAGGAAAUUCCUGCUUUGCUUCAGCUGCCAUAAAAAUAAGUAUAUCAUGGUUCGAGCUCAGUCAUGGGUCAUGACUAAGCACUUUGACGGCUUCCCAAAGAACAGCGACUUUGAGCUCAAACUGGAGGAGCUCCCUGAGCUCAAAGAUGGAGAGGUGCUGUUGGAAGCAGUGUUUCUCAGUGUGGACCCGUACAUGAGGCCGUUCAGCAGAAUUCGCAUGAAGGAAGGAGACGUGAUGAUUGGAAGCCAAGUGGCCAAAGUGAUCCAGAGUAGAAAUCCAGCAUUUUCUGUGGGAAGCCACGUUGUCUGUGACAGUGGCUGGAGAACCCACACAAUCAGUGAUGGGACCGGCCUCACUCCCAUCCUGCCUGAGUGGCCUAAAGAUGUGUCCCUGUCUCUGGCUCUGGGUGCCAUCGGCAUGCCCGGAGUGACGGCUGUUUAUGGGAUAGAAGAAGUCUUGGGACUCCAGAAGGGUGAGACCCUGCUGGUGAACGCUGCAGCUGGAGCGGUGGGCUCCGUGGUGGGACAGAUCGCCAAGAUCAAGGGCUGUAAGGUGGUGGGCUCAGCAGGGACUGAUGCCAAAGUAGCUUACCUCAAAGAGCUGGGAUUUGAUGAGGUCUUCAACUACAAAACUGUUGGUUCCCUGGAGGAGGCUCUGAGGAAGGCUUCACCUGAAGGAUACGACUGCUUCUUUGAAAGCGUGGGAGGUCCUUUUUCAACCGUUGCUCUGCAGCAGAUGAAGAACUUUGGAAGAAUUGCUGUGUGUGGAAGUAUCUCCACCUACAAUGACAGCACACCUCAGAAAGGGCCAUACCCUUACUUCACCAUUAUCAUCAAGCAGCUGAAGAUGGAAGGCUUCUUGAUAACCAGGUGGGAACACAAGCACCCUGAAACCCUCAAGAGACUGUUGGCCUGGGUUAAAGAGGGCAAACUGCAGUGUCGGGAGCACGUCACAAAAGGCUUUGAAAACAUGCCGGCUGCUUUUAUGGGGAUGCUGCAGGGAGAAAACAUCGGCAAGGCUGUGGUCGCAGUCUGAAGGGUUCAAUACAAAAGAGCCAGCAUUAGUAAUAACAGGCAUUAUUACACAAUCUAUGAAUGAAUGAAGGAUUGAGGAAUAAACAUGCAAUCAACAAAUUAUUAGAUUUAAGUAAAUGAUCUGCUGUUGACAGUGUGAUUGUUUAGCAGUAUAGUUUGUUUUGUAGCAAUCCACUGCAAGAGCAAUACCAAUAAAUGACAAAUACAUCUUGAGAUGACGGCUCUAUACCCCGGACUCUUGUUCUGUCAUGCCAGCAAAUACCUGGGUAAGAAGUGUAGCUCUGGUUUUGUUGCAUUUAUUAAUUAUUCAGUGUAACAUGAUUAAGCUGCU